Thyridium curvatum is the source of this 534-nucleotide messenger RNA. RefSeq lists its product as uncharacterized. The coding region runs from base 1 to 534 and encodes 177 amino acids. The record is from RefSeq and is a predicted model, not a curated record. Gene Ontology annotation, cellular component: extracellular region. Lineage: Eukaryota; Fungi; Ascomycota; Sordariomycetes; Thyridiales; Thyridiaceae. The transcript is spliced from 3 exons.
AUGUACUUCAAAUUCAACACCGUAUUCACCACCGCCGUCCUCCUCCUUUCCGGGUUGUCCAACGCUACCCCCUCUGCGGUCCGAGAGAACAAGCUAGUCGCCCGCAAUCUCACCACCGACCAGCAGAACGCUCUGGCCAUCCACAACUCGGCCCGUGCGGCCAAGUCUCUCCCGGCUCUGCAGUGGGACGCCGGCCUCCAGUCUGCCGCCCAGUCGUACGCCAACACCAUGGCCUCGACCGGCGCGUUCAAGCACUCGGGCGUCGGCGGAGAGAACCUCUUCUACGAGCGCGGCGGGCGCUACCCGAACCCGCUGCAGGAUGGCGCCAGAGCCUUCGUCAACGAGGCGCCCAACUACCACAACGAGGCCAUCCCUCAGGGCAAUUUCGAGGCCUACGGUCACUACACCCAGGUCAUGUGGAACAGUACCACCAAGGUCGGCAUGGCUUCUGCUACUGGCUCCAAUGGAGCAGUCUAUGUUGUCGCCAGAUACAGCCCUCCUGGCAAUGUUGUCGGUCAACGACCUUACAACUGA